Mangifera indica (mango) is the source of this 2376-nucleotide messenger RNA. Its product is annotated as coilin. Lineage: Eukaryota; Viridiplantae; Streptophyta; Magnoliopsida; Sapindales; Anacardiaceae. Gene Ontology annotation, biological process: spliceosomal snRNP assembly. Bases 27 to 2030 code for a protein of 667 amino acids. The transcript is spliced from 14 exons. Gene Ontology annotation, molecular function: U1 snRNA binding; U2 snRNA binding. Gene Ontology annotation, cellular component: Cajal body. The record is from RefSeq and is a predicted model, not a curated record.
AGGGAAGAGGGUUUUAGUAGAGGGUAAUGGUGAAGGAGAAAGUGAGGUUGCGCUUAGUAUUCGAGGGUUCUCGGAUUCUGAGAAAAUCACAGAAGAAACAAGGACUGAAGAAAUGCUGGAUUCUCAUUAAACCUAAACUUUACAAAACCAUCUCUCAUCUCUCCGAUUAUCUCCUUCGCAUUUUCCAUCUGCAACAUUCUUCUCCUCAUGGCCUUAUUCUCUCUAUGGAUGGCUUUGUUUUGCCGCCUUUUGAGUCUACUUCGAUUUUGAAGGAUAAUGAUAUCAUCUGUGUGAGAAAGAAAGUGGGUCCACCCUCUGCAACCAUUGAGUUGUACAAUGGGGUGAAUUCUUUGGAGCAACCCGCGCUUGGGGGUGUGAAGCUUCUCACCAUUGAGGCAUUUCAAAACGUAACUGGGGGUUAUCGAAGUCAAUCAGAAGAGGGUGAACAUGACAAUUCUUUGGAUGUAAUUGAGUUGGAAGGUGCACCUGAUGUCGACAAAGUUUGCAAAAAGAGAAAGGCAUCAGAGAAACUUCAGGGUUCCGAGAGGAAGAAGAGUAAACUUGCUGCUGCUGAUGAGUGUCCGGUUGCCCUUGGGGAUCUUGAGAAUGAUGUUCUCUGUGAUAGUCUCGUCAACAAGGAUAAUAUGCAGAGAAAAACAGAGAAAUUGAGCACCCCUGGAAUUGAUGACAUCAAUGCUAAGAGGGCCAGUGAACUUCAAGAAAAUGGCAAAGGGAGUGCUGAUGUAUCCUCUACUCCUGAUGGAACGAAAAAGUUCCCAAGUAGAAGUGCUCGACGUAAAAAGGCUAAGAGGCAAUGGUUGAGGGAACAAGCCAAAAAUAAAAAGAUAGAGCAUCAGAAGCAAUUACACACAAAAGGUAGUCAGAAAUCGCCCGAUAAAUAUGAUUUGAAACUCUCCGAUGAAUGUCAACAGCCAGAUACGAAUUCAUAUGGCCGAGAUAAUAAAAACUUGUCUGAAGAACAUCAACAAACAGAUCCUAAUAGUGAUGUGGAUGAUGAUGUUGUUCCUGUAGUUGUAAGGCCAGGACAUAUUCGUUUUACGCCCCUAAGAAAAGUGGAUGCCAUACAAACUAUGCCGCAAAAUCAAGUUUCAGUGCCUGAUAUCAUACUUCACAAAACUUUUCAAUGGAAUGGAGUAACCAGCAAGAAGAAGGGUCAAAAGUGGGGCAAAGAGAAAGCUGCUUCUUCAAAACGGAAUAAUUAUGAAACUUUUAAUCAAGAUUGUUCUAAAAUGCCAACUGCUGAGGAAGAGAUAUCUGUGCAUGAUUCCAAGGACUUGGAUUUUAAUAAGCUUAAACCUUAUACUAGCUUGCCCAAGGAAGGUGAUGUAAUUGCGUAUCGCUUGAUUGAGCUAUCAUCGUCUUGGACCCCUGAGCCAACUUCCUUUCGGGUUGGGAAGAUAUCAUGUUAUAACCUUGAAUCCAAUAGGGUUACACUAUUAGUUGUCCCAGAAUAUCCACUCACUUUUGAGAAAAAGAUAGAUGAGGAUGCAUCCACACUACUAUCAGAUACAUCCCUUUAUGAAGAAGAUGGGUCUUUACAAAUAGAUUUUUCACUACUUGUUGAUGUCCGCAUCAUCAUGGAUGGUGCAAAAUCAGUCACUGGUGGAGUUGAUGAAGUUCGCGUGGCAAAUCAAGAUGCUGUAGCAAAUCUGAGGGACUGCAAUAACAAUGGAAAAGCACCUGCCCCUGCCCCUGCCCCAGCCCCAGCUCCAGCCCCAGCUCCAGCCCCAGAAAAUGAAAAACUUUGUGCGGGAGACCAAGAUGCUGUAACAAGUUUGGGAGACAACAAUAACAGUCAAAAAGCCCUUGCCCCCAUCCCAGGAAAUGGCAAAUUGAAUGCAUGGGACGAAAUUAACCAGGCUUUGUGUGCAAAGAAGGCAGAACUAUCGCAUGUUGCUGAUCAGUGUUUGAAAGAGGGCUCGAGGAGCAGCCGAUGGUCAUACAAGGCCCUCAGGAGCAGUGCUCUAGGUCCAACCAUGGCUUUUCUUAGAGCACAAAGUGGAAUAUAAAUGUCCUUAAUCUGGUGUUUUGAAAUAGAUGACGAUCCCGAAUGAACACUAUGGUUUGGGAAGUUUUGAAAAUUAGAUGGUAGAAUUUUGUUUUUGAGUUUUUGUUUGGAAAAGUCAUCUGAGCCAGUGAAGGCUUUGUACAGAAUGAGGUCUUCUUAAUUUUGUUGAAAUUAUGUGCUACUCAAAGUAAGAGCUGCAUGAAGGCCCCGUUUUUCCUUAUCCAAUUUUCUUUUGUUCAACUUGUAUUAGCACAAGAAAUCCACCAUCAAGAACGUGGAACUGGGAAAAUUAAAGCAGUCUACCAUGUCAUUUUCACUUCUGAAAUGUGGAACAGCAGCUUUUGUCA